Molecule: messenger RNA, 560 nt
Organism: Condylostylus longicornis
Lineage: Eukaryota; Metazoa; Arthropoda; Insecta; Diptera; Dolichopodidae
Gene: spt4
Product: transcription elongation factor SPT4
Exons: 3
Coding region: 120-470 (116 amino acids)
Biological process (GO): chromatin organization; mRNA processing; positive regulation of DNA-templated transcription, elongation
Cellular component (GO): nucleus; DSIF complex
Molecular function (GO): RNA polymerase II complex binding; zinc ion binding
Source: RefSeq, a predicted model, not a curated record
UGCUUUGUUGCUGCUUACAUUGCUACUAUUAAUUUUUAAUUUAUUAUUAAGAAAAAUUUCUUCAAAAAAAAAAAUUUUUGUAUUUUAUUGUAUUCUGAAAUCCUGAAAUAAAAUUAAAAAUGUCAUUUGAUACAAUUCCAAAAGACUUAAGAGGUUUAAGAGCAUGCCUUGUGUGUUCUUUAGUUAAGACAUUUGAUCAAUUUGAAUAUGAUGGAUGUGAAAAUUGUGAAGAAUUUUUACGAAUGAAAAAUAAUAAGGACAACGUUUAUGAUCAUACAAGUAAUAAUUUUGAUGGAUUAAUAGCAUUGAUGACACCUGAUGAUAGUUGGGUAGCCAAAUGGCAAAGAAUAACACGAUUUACAAGAGGUAUGUAUGCAAUAUCGGUGUCAGGCCGAUUACCUCCAGCUACAAUUAGAGAAAUGAAGAAUAGAGGAAUAUCAUAUAAAUCAAGAGAUAUGAGUCAAAGAUAAAUUAGAAUUUCAAUUUUCAUAAAAUAUAAACUGAUUUUACAUUUAAGAAUAAAACCAAAUUUAAGUCAUUAAAAUUUUUAAAAGCCGAAA